GGAGCAAAUGAAAAAAAGCAGCCAUGAAGACAAAACCAUUGAGUCAGCCAUGAUCUUUGACCAACAAACCAAUGAUCAUUUUCCAAACCAAUUCAUUUGGCCAAAAGAUCAUCUUUCUCAAACUUCUACUGAGAAGUUGAAUGAAAAGGUAAUAGACCUGCAAGGGUUCUUAAGUCAUGAUAAGGAGGCCACAUUGCAUGCAGCCAACCUUGUGAAGGAAUCAUGCAUUAGCCAUGGCUUUUUUCAAGUGGUUAACCAUGGUGUUGACCUUGAUAUGCUUGCUUUAGUCCAAGAGCAUGGUCAUGCUUUCUUUAAGCUUCCGUUAACCGAGAAACUAAAGUGCAAGCAGAAAGAGGGAAGCGUUGUCGGUUUCGCUAGCGGGCAUGCUCAGCGGUUCCGCGAAAAAUUGCCUUGGAAGGAAUUGUUAACUUUUGAGUAUCAUGAGAAUGGCCCUGAUGAAGUUGUUGCGGAGUUUUUCAAUGCAAUGGGAACUCAAUACAAAGAAACCGGCUUAAUCUUCCAGAAAUUCUGUCGGACAAUGAAUAAGUUAGCUCUUGACCUUCUUGAUUUACUGGAGAUUAGCUUGGGCGUUGACGGACAUAACCAUAACUACUACAGAAAACUAUAUGAUGAUGCUGUGUCAAUAGUGAGAUGUAACCACUACCCGCAGUGUAACAAGCCCGACCUGACUUUUGGAGUCGGACCACAUUGUGAUCCAACUACAUUGACCAUACUUUAUCAAGAUCUAGUUGGAGGACUAGAAGUGUUUGUGGAUAACAAAUGGAAAUCCGUUCAACCCCAUCGUGAUGCCCUUGUCAUCAACAUAGGUGACACUUUCACGGCAUUAUCAAAUGGGAAGUACAAGAGCUGCCUGCAUAGGGUAAGUGUGAACAGUUUGUCCCCAAGGCUGUCGCUGGUGUUCUUCUUGUGCCCAAAAGGAGAUAGAGAGCUGAAAGCACCUCAAGAGUUAGUCGAAAAAGAUGGGAAAAAGGAGUAUCCUGAUUUCACAUGGGGAGAGUUUCUUCAGUUCACUCAAAAGAAUCACAGGGCUGAUGAAAACACCCUUCAAUUGUUUACCAAGUGGCUGCUAACUUCAAAAAAUCACAAUGCGUAGACAGCUAGGGGUGGCAAUAAGUAACUAUUAUGAAAGUCUAGUUACAA
Molecule: messenger RNA, 1161 nt
Organism: Helianthus annuus (common sunflower)
Lineage: Eukaryota; Viridiplantae; Streptophyta; Magnoliopsida; Asterales; Asteraceae
Product: gibberellin 20 oxidase 3
Exons: 3
Coding region: 8-1114 (368 amino acids)
Biological process (GO): gibberellin biosynthetic process; unidimensional cell growth; response to light stimulus
Molecular function (GO): gibberellin 20-oxidase activity
Source: RefSeq, a predicted model, not a curated record